Messenger RNA from Astyanax mexicanus (Mexican tetra), 3111 nucleotides. RefSeq names its product presenilin associated, rhomboid-like a (gene parla). Lineage: Eukaryota; Metazoa; Chordata; Actinopteri; Characiformes; Acestrorhamphidae. The record is from RefSeq and is a predicted model, not a curated record. The transcript is spliced from 9 exons. Gene Ontology annotation, molecular function: serine-type endopeptidase activity. Bases 240 to 1454 code for a protein of 404 amino acids. Gene Ontology annotation, cellular component: membrane.
GCUUUGAUGCGCUAGAGGAUGUUUUGAUUGGAGGAGCUGUAGCUUCAACCUGGGUUUAGAGUUUAGAGGUGAAUAAACGGGUGUUUAAAUAAACCGGAUUAAAUAAGAACUGAAUUAACCCGCGCGCUGAGAUGACUGCAGCAGUGUCAGCACUGCAGUAAUGCGGGUUUAUAGGCUGUAGAAAUGUGUAGAAGUGUGUAGAAGUGUGUUUAAUCUGCAGCAGGAGGUCAGGGCUGGUCAUGGCGUGGAGGAGGAGGAGGGUGAUUAUAAACUGGAUUAAAUCAGAACCGAAUUAUUCCCAAGAACUCUUUACUAAACCCAACAGGUUCUCCCUCCAUCCUCAGCAGAGAUGUGGCUUUAAGAAAGUUCUGAAGAAGCCAGAGAUCAGGAAGGGAGGUGCAGAAGAAGGUCCAGCUGCAGAUCUGAGUGAAGCAGCAGCUAAAAAGAGUACAUUACCUCCUCCUCCUCCUCUCGGACCACCUGUCCGGCCCCCCAGAAACCCCCGGCUGCUCUUCAGACCCCUGAUGUUCACAGUGGGGUUUACAGGCUGCUCGUUCGGCGCCGCUGCGAUCCUGCAGUACGAGUCGGUGCGGUUCCGGGUGGAGAGCGUGCUGGAGGAGGUUCGGGAGGAGAAGCUGAGGAGACUGGGAGAAGGACAGGUACAGAACAGAGAGAGCCAUGAUACAGCAUACUGGCACAACUGGUGGAAUCAGCUGUCGGCGUUCCAGAAGCAGAUGAUCCUGCUGGUGUCUGCAGUGGACGACUGGUGGGGCAGGAGGAGCGAGGGGCAGAAAACUGCUAUAGGUAUCAUCGCUCUGAACACGGCGGUGCUGUGCUGCUGGAGAAUUCCGGUAAUGCAGCGCACCAUGCUGAAGUUCUUCACCUCCAACCCUGCUUCCAAAACACGGUGCCUUCCCAUGCUCCUCUCCUCCUUCAGCCAUUACUCCAUCCUCCAUCUGACGGCCAACAUGUUCGUGCUGUGGAGCUUCUCCACCAGCGUCGUGUCUCUGCUGGGCAGGGAGCAGUUCCUGGCUCUUUACCUGUCUGGAGGUGUGUUCGCCACCUUCAUCAGCUACGUUUGUAAAACAGCGACGGGUCGUCUGGGUCCGUCACUUGGGGCGUCCGGUGCUAUAAUGACUAUUCUGGCUGCUGUCUGCACUAAGAUGCCCGAGGUCAAACUGGGAAUCAUCUUUCUACCCAUGAUCAGCUUCACAGCCGGGAAUGCUCUGAAGGCCAUCAUGGCUCUGGACACAGCUGGACUUGUUCUGGGCUGGAGGAUGUUGGACCAUGCAGCCCACCUUGGAGGAGCUCUGUUUGGAGUAUGGUACAUCUCUUAUGGCCAUAGUCUGAUCUGGAGAAGGCGGGAGCCGCUGGUGAAGUUCUGGCAUGACCUGAGGAAAGGCCCUCCUGGUGGAGCGCCACCUAGAGGAGGAGGUGGAGGUUCUGGAGCAUAAGGCCUUAUGCAACGGUGCUCAUCUGCCAAACUAUAUCAGCUACCAAACACAAGGACUGGCACUGGAAACGUAACCUUAAACCUUAAUAAAAAAAAGGUUGAUUAAAGGUUAAUUUAAAAAGUUAUUUAAGGGAUUCCAUAGAACAAGGCUAAAGCAGUUUAUAACUGUUGGUUAAACUCUUAAAGUAUAAAAUAAAAAUAAAAUAAAGACAAAAAUUAAAUUUGUGCACAAGUUACUAUAGCAGCUCGAAAAAUGAUGUUUGUUCUUACAGCCUACAACAUAUUAAAGGCCAGUCAGUUAUUCAUUAUAAUAUCUGAUCUACAAGUUUAUCUAAGGUAGCCUAAGAUAGGAAUGACUACACACUGAUGGUGAGUGUCAUCCAAUGGAAAUGAAGACUAAACUCAGUUAUUAUAUAUAAGUUGAUUAAAAUGUUAUUUUUGAUUUGAUUUUCUCAAAUUAAAAACCUCUGGAAUAUAAUCAAGAGGAAGAUGGAUGAUCACAAACCAUCAAACCACCAAACUGAACUGCUUGAAUUUUUGCACCAGGAGUAAAGCAGCAUAAAGUUAUCCAAAAGCAGUGUGUAAGACUGGUGGAGGAGAACAUGAUGCCAAGAUGCAUGAAGAAAACUGUGAUUUAAAAACCAGGGUUAUUCCACCAAAUACAAAUAUUUUCUGAACUCUUUAUGAAAACUUUAUCAAUAUGAAACGUUUUUCUUUUUUUAUUUCAGCCAUUUCUCAUUUUCUGUAAAUAAAUGCUCUAAAUGAGAAUAUUUUUAUUUGGAAUUUGGAAGAAAUGUUGUUUGUAGUUUAUAGAAUAAAACAAGAAUUUUAAUUUUACCCAAAUAUAUACCUAUAAAUAACAAAAUCAGAGAAACUGAUUUAGAAACUGAGGUGAACUCUUGCUGUUUUUUCUUUGGAGGAUCUUCCUCAAAUGAGUCAACGGCAGAGCUGUUUGCCAUUAUCCGUGUUCAUUUUUUUUUUAAAUACAUAUAAUUUUACUUCUAAUUAUUUUCUCCCAUCUUCCCUCAAAUUUACAAUGCCAAUUGUAGAACUCCUCCUAUCAAUGGUGAUGCCCCAACACCAGGAGGGCGAAGACUAGAGCAUGCUUCCUCCGAUACAUGUGAAGUGCUGAUGCAGCGUUACCGAGUAGCAUAACCGCGCUAACACUCGGAGGAAAGUGCAGCGAAUUGGUUCUGAUACAUCAGCUCACAGAUGCAGCCUUGUGCUGAUCCUUAUCACCCUAGGAGUGAUUAGAGGAAAGAUCGCCAUCUACUGUACCCACCCAGAGAGAGCAAGGCCAAUUGUGCUCUCUCAGGGCUCCGGCAGCUGAUGGCAGCAAGCUGCAUGAACAGGAUUCGUUCACUGCGGCCAGCACUGUUCAUUUUAAGAGUAUGUAAACUCAGAAGACACCAUUACUGUUGCCUUUUUUUUUUCUAAAGCACUUGAUUUCACCUGAUUUCAUGUUGGAAGUGUGUGUGUGUCAGUGUGUGUUUGGUUAGGGUUUGUGUAUGAGGGUGUGUUAUAAUGAGAUUUGUAUAUAAAAUAUAUAAACCAAUCCAGGUUUUUACACAUAUUGUUUCUUCUGUCAUUUGCUGUGAGGGUGAUAUUGUUCUAAUGGAAUAUGGAUAUGAAACAAUAAAGAAAUUAAUUCUUUUCAA